Molecule: messenger RNA, 2223 nt
Organism: Jaminaea rosea
Lineage: Eukaryota; Fungi; Basidiomycota; Exobasidiomycetes; Microstromatales
Exons: 1
Coding region: 1-2223 (740 amino acids)
Source: RefSeq, a predicted model, not a curated record
AUGGGUAGGACGUCGUCCAAUCCCAAUCUCAGAGCGCGCGCUCCUCCCCCGCUGCCCAGCCCUACCUUGAAGCCUCCGGACGACGAAGAAGACGACUCGGAUCUAGGCUUCUCGACUGCAACGACGCCCGUCAAUGCCAAGGUGUCGUCGGCAAUGAGCAAGCGACGUCCUUCUAUGCCCUCGAUUCUGGAGAAGGCAGCUCAUCCGGGCCAGACGAUUCGAUCUGCGUUGAGCGCGACUACCCAAGACGACGGCACCGGCGCCGCGAGCGGCGUGCCUCCCGCAGCAAAGGGCUUCAAGAGCGGCGGCAGCCUCGCCGCAAAACGCAGCAUCUCCAACUUCUUCCUGCGCAAGGCAACAACGCAGCAAGCUCAGAGCAGUCACGGCGGCGAACUAGCUGCGCCGACUUUGAGCGCGGGCGGUGUCUCCAGCAAGUCAGCGCGUGGUCUUUCCCUUGCUUCAACGUUUUCGCCACGUAAAAGUGCGGGUGCCAUCAAGCCCUCGCCCGCAGGCACUUCGACAUCCGUAGCGGACCCGCGCAACGUCACUAUGGCUACGUCGCACCAUCGCGCACCGCCAGCUCCACCCUCGCCCUCUGCCAAGUCGCUUUCUUCCUCGUCGCCGCCGUCACGACCGAGGCGCCGAGCCCAGUCCCUCGUCGGCGCAUUGCAGCGUCGUCCGUUUGCAAGUGAUCCAGCGCCGCCGCUGCCUGGCGCACCUCUCUCACCGACUUCCUCUCUCAGUAGCAACGGCGGCGGUGGAAGCGGCGGCAGCUCCGCCCUCGGACAAGUUCAGACGUCGUUCAGGGAUAUCGUCUGGCAGACGAGCAGUAGCAGUGGCGGGACCAACUCGGGCAGUAACAGCGCAGUAGCCAUCGCUCCUGCCGCCGCCUGUGAUGAAGAGCGCGAAUAUCUCGGGGAGAGCUCUCCUACGCACGAUGGACAGGACGACGAUGACGGAGGGAUGGGCGAUUCGUUCCUUCCCGCGAGCCUGCGUAGGCGCGAAGGCAGUACCACUGGUCCUGGCUCGUCGAGUGGCGGCUCGCGCAAUAGUCCGCGUGGAUUUCGGCUGGUCAAGCUGCCUAGCACUGGUACGCUCAAUUCAGUCGUGCUCGCCGAGGGCAAUAGCCCUGCUGGAGGAAGAAGUAGGAGUGGGACCACAUCGAAUGCGUCAAACUCGACCGGAUCGAUUAGGAGCGUCGUCGGGCAGGGCACGAGCCCUCGCGCAGAAAUGAACAGGCAGCGCUCCUCGAGCUCCCUGUCAUCGAUGGCGUCCACGCCUGCCUCUGCUGCGGGCAAGGCGAGUGCGCAGCUGCGACGGCCACCUGCCGAAACCAGCCGCAAUCGAUCCAACUCCCUGGCAAGCGCAUCCUUCCUCUCUACCUCUUCCAACUCGUCCCUACGCGCUGCGUUCAACAGUGCGUCUGGUCCGCCUCCUUCGUCAGAGCAGGCGCGCAACCUUCUCCUCAAGCACGCGGGCGAAUUCGGUGCAGGACGUGGUGUGGUUGGCGAGGAUGGCAACACUUUAACGCUGGCGAAGCAGCUGGCCGCGUACGGCGAGGCUCUGGAGAGGGAGCGAGGCGGGAGCAGUGCGGCAGGCGGACCAGGCAGCGGCCUGACUUACAAGCGCAGUCGCGAGGCACUACCGAGCGUCAAGGAAUAUGGUCGCCCUCUUGCCCCCACCGAACGGGGCCUCGUCGCGCCAGCACCGCCCUCGGGCAGUGCAGUCACGCGCUACAGGUCUAGCAGCGACACGGCCAGCACGAGCGCUGCGGGUGGGCGGAUCUACGGACGGCAGUCGUUUGCGUCCUCCUCCUCCAACGCGCCCGCGGUGGACGGUCGGACAAGCAGUAGUGCUGGGCGUGGCCACAAACAGAGGUUCCAUCCACAGCAGCGCCCGAUCCCCCCGGACCUGGAUCGAUCCGCGAACAGCUCCCCGAAUCGUGAGCGAAGCGCCUCCGACUCUGGUCUACUCCAUCCACCGGCGCGGCGAGGAGACCCAGUCUACGCGAACACUACCCCCUCUGGUCGACCAGCCUCGAAUUCAGCCUCUACGGGAGGGACGGACGCGACUGGCGUGAGUGGGAGUACAGCGCCGACCAGUGUUGGAGGGUACGAGGAGGCGAGACCAAAGAUGUCUCACGUGUGCGGCGCGGAUGACGAUGGGGAGCAGGAGGAAAGGCUACAAGAUGAUGGAGAGGACUCGUGGGAGAGGGUCGGGUGA